ACGGCUGACUGGCCACACUCGCACUGGCUUCACCGUGAAGUUGAGUCGUCCACGAAGCUACCUCUCCUCUCCGUGAACUCGUCCACAUAGAGAGAGAGAAAAAAAAAUCACAUCUUUGAUAACAACGCCAUUUUUUUUUCUCAAGAACUCACAUCGGAUAUGACUCCAACGGUCGACACAACCUGCGGCGACUUCACCUCCGAUUCAGAGUGUUUGCUUGACGACGGAAUAACGCUUUAAAAGACAUUUUCACACACGGGAAAAGAGACUUGCUGAAUAAAACUUUCUACCAUUUCUCACGGAGGGGUAAAGAAGCCACUUAUGGCUGCAUUUUUUGUUUAAAAAAACCCGACUUGACCGCCGCUGUGGACCGCUGGAUGGGACGCAUAUAAAAAUGGUUGGCCACCUCAAGUUCCAGGUCAGGAGGUUAACAAUGUCAAGGGUCACUCGUUUUGGAAAAUGAUUACUGGCACCAUCGACGGUAAAAUAAUGGUCAGAAGAUGUCUAGUAACGUUCAAGCCGUUCAGGAUAUUCGUGGUGGGAAUAGGCUUCUUCAGCCUGUGCUUUCUAAUGACCUCUCUGGGGGGGCAGUUCUCAGCCAAGAGACUGGGGGACUCCCCCUUCACCAUCCGCACAGAAGUGCUGGGAGGCGUGGAGUCACGUGGUGUGCUGAGGAAGAUCAGUGACAUGCUGGAGGUAAUUCUGAAGAGGAUGGACAGCCUGUCCAAACUUGACAACACCUCCACCACCGAUGCACGGCGCCUCGAUGAGCUCAGCUCUGCUAUCAACAGGUUUCAACCAGCCGGCCUGGUGGAGAGGAUCCAAGCUAUUGCCCAAAACGUCUCCAACAUGGCCAUCAGGGUGGAGCAAAUACUGCAAAACAGCAUGGUGCAAGGAAGAGCAGUGAGAGACGGGACGUCAAGCCAGUGUGAAGUACCAAGAGACCCACGCUUUCCAGAGUGUCCUGGGAAAGUAGAUUGGAUGCGUGCGCGUUGGACGUCGGACCCGUGUUAUGCUUUCUACGGUGUCGACGGUUCAGAUUGCUCCUUCCUCAUCUACCUGAGCGAGGUGGAGUGGUUCUGUCCACCACUGGCCUGGAGGAACCACAGCAGCCCCCCCACACAACACGCACAGCAGGCAAAGGCCCCCAAGAGACAGGCUGCUUUCCGCACAGACCUCUCUGUACUUCUGGACCAGGUUGGGACGGGAAAGGAGUCCCUCAGCUUCAUGAAGCGCCGAAUCCGCCGCCUUGCACAGCAGUGGGCAACGGCCGCCAACCGCCUGGAUGCCAAGCUGCAGCAACGAUGGAGGGACCAGAAGAAGAUCCUCAUCCAUGUAGGCUUCCUAACAGAGGAGUCUGGAGAUGUUUUCAGUCCCAAGGUGCUGAAGGGGGGUCCUUUGGGAGAGAUGGUCCAGUGGGCUGACAUCCUCACAGCUCUCCAUGUUCUUGGACAUAACCUGAAGAUCUCCAUGUCUGUGAAGGAGCUGCAGGGGUUUCUCGGCGUGCCUCCAGGCAGAGGCAGUUGCCCACUCACUGGCCCGCUGCCCUUUGACCUCAUCUACACGGACUACCAUGGCCUGCAGCAGAUGAAGCAACACAUGGGGCUCUCACUGAAGAAACACAAAUGUCAUGUCCGAGUGAUUGACACGUUUGGGACAGAGCCAGCUUACAAUCAUGAGGAGUAUGCAACCCUGCAUGGAUACCGGACCAACUGGGGCUACUGGAACCUCAACGCCAGGCAGUAUAUGACCAUGUUCCCUCACACACCAGACAACUCAUUCAUGGGCUUUGUUUCGGAAGAGCUGAAUGAGACAGAGAAGAGGAGCAUUCAGCAGAACAAAGUCAACAACAUGGCUGUUGUGUACGGGAAAGAGGCCAGCAUGUGGAAGCUUCAGCAGGGUAAGGAAGGUUUCCUGCAGAUUCUCCACAGGUACAUGGAGGUCCACGGCACAGUGUACUAUGAGACUCAGAGACCUCCGGAGGUCCCAGCCUUCGUGAAGAACCAUGGCCUGCUGCCCCAGCAUGAACUGCAGCAACUGCUGCGCAAGGCCAAACUCUUCAUUGGCUUUGGUUUCCCCUACGAAGGCCCCGCCCCUCUUGAAGCAAUAGCCAAUGGCUGCAUUUUUCUCCAACCCAAGUUCCACCCUCCUCACAGUUCACUCAAUCACGAGUUUUUCAGAGGCAAGCCCACUUCUAGAGAGGUGUCCUCCCAGCACCCGUACGCAGAGCAGUACAUUGGCAAACCUCACGUCAUGACUGUGGACUACAACAACUCCCUGGAGUUUGACUCUGCCAUCAGGGAAAUCAUGAGGACCAAGGUUAAGCCAUAUCUGCCUUAUGAGUACACCUGUGAGGGGAUGCUGGAGAGAGUACAUGCCUACAUACAGCAUCAGGACUUCUGUGCCCCAGAUCCUGCCUUCAUUCCAGCCAACCUCUCCAAACAGGGGUCUGCUGGGGGCACCAGGAUUACUGGACCUCUGUUUGUGCCUCUGCCCAAUUCCACAGCUCUUGGCUGGGCCUCCAAUGUGACGGCUCCCCCUGCCUGGCCUCCUCUCAGCUCCCUCAGGCUGCUCGUAUCUCAAGAGGGCCAGUCCUGUGUGGAGGCAUGUCAGUCAGCAGGCUUCAUCUGUGAGCCAGCUCACUUCCGCUUCAUCAACAACAAGGAAGCCCUGCGCGGGUUGGAGGUGCAGUGCGAGGUGGUAGACUCAGAGAUCAACCACAUCCUCCCAGCGUUCUCAGUGGUGCGACAGGAGUGCGGCCUCCAGCGGGAACCCCUCCUCUUCAGCUGUGCAGGUCACUCCCCCAAAUACAGACGUCUUUGCCCCUGCAGAGACUUCCGCCGCGGCCAGGUGGCGCUGUGCAGAAACUGUUUAUAAUGGCAGGGAAUGUAAAGGACAGACAGAAAAGAAUUAGACACAGAUAGGUGGGGUAAAGGGACACUGGAAGGCAGCCACAGCCAGAGCAGGUGUGACAAAUUACCUAAUGGUGCAGAGAGGCAGCUUCCCCCUAAAAUCAGUAAACGUGGGAUGAUGAGGAACAGGCAUGCAGUGAUUUGAAGAGCUUGAAGUAGGCUUGGAUAGCUGCCAAGCUGAUUGUGGUUGACUGUAGUUGUAAAAGCAGCCGUUAUACUGUAACAGGCUGGAGGCAUAUAGCAGCAAGACUUGCUAGAACAGGGUAGCAAUGACACCAGGUGUCGUUACAACAAGGAAGUAUACUCUACUUAAGGGUAAAGGCUGGGUUACAACUCACCAAGCCAACCAACGUUCACAUUAACCCUCCGACAACAGGAUAACAGUUUCUACAAGAUGUGAUACAUUUCAUUUUUGGAACUGCAUCUUGCAAAAAAUAAUGGCUUGGAAGUUGAAAAAUGUACACUUGUGACUGCAAAGAAACUCUGUAUUGGGACUAUAGUGUCAUUCUAUGACAGAGUCCUCAAAUAUUGUGGCUUGGCGAAGGCAACCUCGGGUCAAUAUCCAAUCUCCACUCUGCACUUGGACAAAGGAUGAUGGACAGCCGGGUUAUCUCCCUCGGUUUUUCCUCCCUCCUCCAAUGACGGACAGAGUCAUUUAUCAGACUGAACCCCAAGUCUGAGGCAACAUCGGUAAAUGCAAUCAUCUCUGGUCGCAAAAAGAAAGGAGGACAGAGGACAAAGAUAAAGGGUACAAGAUUAUUUUUCAAUAAAUAAGCCUUCAGAGCUCUCAGCUGGAUUUUUAAAGAGUCCUCUGGGCUUUUGUUGGGGAAAAAAAUGAUAAAAUAAAAAAAUCAGAACAGAUCAAAGUGUCGAGGUGGGUUUUAUAUUGCAUCUGGUCUUCACUCAGUUCUUGGCUAUCUUUUUAAGUUGGAAGAUUUCUUCUCUUGCACUUCCCUGCAUCCGCAUUCAUCCAGAUUUCCAUCAAUCCAUCCGACUGUAGGGAGGGACGUUUGAUCCCCUUCACAGGGAGACGACGGCCAGCACAGGCUGAAAGAUGUCAAUUAUAAGUCAAGGAGAAAGUUUUAAUCAGUUGUUACACAUAUCUACUUUUGCUCAUAACAACAAUGUGCUUUUACUUUUUAAAGUUAUUAGAUAUUGAAAAUAAUAUUGUAUAAUAUUGUUUUCGGCUUGUCUGUCCAUACGUCCUUACUUACAGUACAUCGGCCACAUUCUCGUGGACACAAUAUCUCAGUAACAGCUUGAUGGAAUUUCUUCAAAUCACUCAAGGAUGAACUAAUUAGACUUUGGUGGUCAAAGGUCAAGGUCACACUGACCUCACAAGGCAUGAUUUUGGCCUUGUGAAAGCAAUAUUUUGGAAACUCCUCAAGGGAAUCCUUUCAGAUUUGGCACAAACAUUCACUUUGACUCAAGGACAAACUGAUUCGAUUUUGGUUGUCAAAGGUCAGGGUCACGGUGACUUUACAAAACAUGGUUUUGCCCCUGUGAACGCCAUUUUUCGAGAACACAAAAAGUGUUGAUACAACUGAAAGGGUGUAGUUCUAGUUUCCUUCAUGAGCACAGCAGGUGCUAUCCUCCAUGACAAAUACAUUGCUUUUCCUGUUACUGCUUCACAAUAAAAGGCACUUUGCCUUUUGCCCAUUUAAUUAUUUUAAUGCGAAGUGGCAGCAGUAGAAAAUGUUGCUGAUAUCAGCUGAUAUGCUGAUGCUGGGUGCACGCUGAUGCAUGCAACACUGAGUUACACGCAUUAAUCUUUUCCUAUGAAUCCCUGGUGUGUAGGUAGACCAUUUGAACUCACCAUGGCAAUGGCGGACUCCGCCAGCAGAGAGAUAAUUACUAAAUGUAAAAACAACGAGUGGCUAUUGCAGAAGCAUCAAAAAUGGGGUUUGAUUUCAUGAAAAUGAUGUGACUCAGGUGGUAGAGAAGGUUGACCACUGAUGCUGAUCCCCUGGUGGGUGGUACGAUCACCGACUCCUAGGGUUGCGUCAGAAAGGGCAUUUGACAUGAAAACCUAAAUCAGCCAAAUCAACUACGCAGAUUGUGUUCUGCUGUGAUGACAGCCAACAGAAGCAGCCGAAAGAUGACGACGACAACAACAACCACCACCACCACUGUGGUCCUUUCACACCACAUUUCGACAUUGGCCUCCAAACUAAAGUUUCUCUGAGACAUUGAGGCGUCCUAGUUUGUCUAGGUCAGUCCCGAGAUGCAGCUCCAUGUCCAGGUGUCCCAAAUCUCUGACAUCUCUGUCCUCUUUUUCAUGACAUGUUCCAAAUGCCUCCAGCUACGUCGUAUUCUUCCCUGUGACAGUGAGAUUUUACUCAUAAAAACAGGUGUUUUAUGGUUAUUUUUGUUAUUUAUCCGCAUUGUCAUGUUUCAUCACAUUUCAGUGCAUGAGGCCUGUGCAAAAUGCUUGAAUUAUGUAACAUCAAAUUACCAGCAAGAGGAGUCAGUUUAACUUGAAAAGUAGUGUCAGUUUGGUAUCUGGUGUAAAAGUUUGUUUUUGACAAAUUUAUUCCAGUAAAAACAGCAUCUCAUGUUUUGUUAUUCCUUCAUGGUGACGGCAGCCAGAGCCGGAGGCAUUAUCUUUUUGGGUUGACCGUCUGUACGCCCAAUUCUUGUAAACCGCGAGGCGCUAUUUAUUUUGUUUUUUUUAAUCAAGCCAGGCCAGAUUAACCACAACAAUAUUGAAGGUUGUCCCCAUAAUCAAUACAAAGCUUCUUGAUUAACUAAGAAAUUAUUAAACAAUAAAUGAUGA
This is a messenger RNA of Seriola aureovittata, 5688 nucleotides long. Its product is annotated as alpha-1,6-mannosylglycoprotein 6-beta-N-acetylglucosaminyltransferase B-like. Gene Ontology annotation, molecular function: alpha-1,6-mannosylglycoprotein 6-beta-N-acetylglucosaminyltransferase activity. Bases 460 to 2877 code for a protein of 805 amino acids. The record is from RefSeq and is a predicted model, not a curated record. Gene Ontology annotation, biological process: protein N-linked glycosylation. NCBI's taxonomy places the organism in Eukaryota, Metazoa, Chordata, Actinopteri, Carangiformes, Carangidae. The transcript is spliced from 18 exons. Gene Ontology annotation, cellular component: Golgi apparatus.